GCAGUUGGCGCUAGCUAAGAAUAUGUGCGUUACUUAGUUCAUAAGGUUAGUUGUCUUCCUAGUUGAAGUUCGUCUGUUUGCUAUGAAAAAGCAUCAUACUUGACAGUAGUGACAAACAAAAUCCUAUACAAUGUUAUGUGCAUUAAUGGUAUUCUCACACAUGCACAUUACUUAUAGGUCAUGUUUCAAAGGGAAAGUAUACAUUGUCCCCCGUUCCAUUCAAAAUAAGUGUGAUUUCGUGACAAAAUUUAUCUACAUCUGGAAAAAUUUAUUAAUAUUUCUCCAAAUUUUUGGGAAGGCCAUUGGGAUUUUUGGAAAGCCCCAAAAUUUACCCAGAAUAGGGAGACUGGGAGUGACGUGCAUUGUGUUCACUUAUUGUAAAGGCAAGACAGACCUAGGUUUAGCAUCAUAUAAAUGUUAGUGUUUGCAAACUGAUUAGCUAUAAUUGUAUCAGGUAGGGAGUACGCACCAUUUCUUCUAUUUCAGCUGUCUCCCUUGUCAAACAGAUGUUUUAAUUGGGAUCGUCAGGAGUGACAAAUUCGCCGCGUGUAUAGGUGUUGUCUGAUAUGUUAUCUUGCGUCUUUGAGCAUUUAAAUUAGCUCCAGACCUGUGGCUACGCUGCAUAUAGGAUCUCUCUGAAUUAUGACAGUAGUAUGUCAGGCGAGACUCUAAUUUAUGUACGAACCAAUCAGAUUUACGAUAAUAGGUCUCGAAUUUUGGUGUGAAAUAUAUUCACCAAUUUGUCUAAAUAUCAUUUUGGCAUCUUAGCUAAUUUUAGUUUACUCUGAAGACCCCAAAUCCAACGCUUGACCCUUACCAUCAACUGUAAAUCAUAAUCCUUAUUUUUCACAUUUAUUAUUUAUUUAUUUAUUUUAACACAUAGAUAUUGGUACAAGAAGGCACCAUAUACAUAUGCGCCACACAGGUCUCAUUUGAUAUGUGUGAGGGCUUUGAUAUUGCCCGCGUGCCCAAGCCGAAGCAGGUGGUUUACUUAGGGGGCCACACCCGCAGCCUUUAACCUGAAGGUCUGAUCCACAAGGCAGUGGAGCAUCGUAAGGAGAUGCAGUCCCGUGGUAGUCGGUGACCAACAAUUCGUUUAUACGCCAUUUGUUCCCUCGGGAUCCUGGAGCCCAUGUGCACCACUGGUUUGGAAUCAGGGUUUUCCAACUCCCCUAGGCGGAUCUUCUAUAUCCACCACCCGGUUAAAGCGCCGGACAUUCGCUUUUCGUCCUCUCAAUUUCGUAACCAACACCCCGCCACGAGAAGACAGUGAGUAGGACUUCCCUGGCAGAGGUUAUAUACGUGUGGCCAUGUGAGAGCAUUCGGAGAGGGAGAGUGGACUCUCCCCACUCUCGGCCUUACCAGGGCAUUUAUAACCCUCCAGGUAACUAGCAUUGCUCAAAGGUCGUCCAUAAAUUAUAGUCUCACUGUAUAUCACUAUUGGUUCUGAGGAUCCUGUUGUUUUUCAACCCAUGUUCUAUGUUUUUCAGUCUUAUUAUCACAGUAAAAGAAGCAAUAUAAAAUAUACCUCAAAACAUAGGUGUUUGUCUGAUAUAGUUUCUUCAAUAUUUUCAUCCGAUAUGACUUAGUUAUUUGUAAACUGAGGACUAUCAACCUUAAGUGGUGAAUACAUGUUCUGAUGUCUGAUAAUUUUAGAGAUGUUAGUAAUCGUACGCCUGAAAAUAGAGUUCACGCGUGACCUUGUCCUAAAUACUUAAUUGAAAAGUAAGUUUUACUUAUUGACCUGUAAUGUGGCAGUCUCAUUUUCAUUACUGUACCAGAGGACAGCUUCAUUCACCAUGUCAGACAGUAAGUCUGGGGCUGCACUUAUCCAGUGAGUAAAUUACGUAGGAAGCAUUGAUUUGUUUUUAGUUACUAACGUCCAAAAGUUUCAUUUUCAUCACGUUUAUAAAGUCAUAUUUUCCUAAUAUGUCUGAGCAGUUGAUUCCACUGAAUGACUACUUCUCAGCGUCUUUACAAUCUUGCCUGAAAAAAACUGAUUUUCUUUUUACAUUUGUCCUAAUGUGCGUGCUGCGAUUUCACGUAUCUAUUUUUACUGAAACAUUUAUGAUCCGAAAUUAAGUGGGAUUGCUGCUUAAAUGUACAUUUCCAUUCCUAUCUCUGUAACUAGUAGUGGAAAUCUAAUUUUCGUUUCUUCGUCUAUAUAGUGCGAUCUCAAUUAUGGAAGAGGCCAGAGCUGUCCUGAAGAAGAAAGAUGCCAUUCUUGAACACCCGUCUAUGCUUGCAGAAGCAAUUGAUUGCAUCCGAUAUAAUAACCCACAAAGUGGACAUAACGAGGCAGAGGAGCUUUUAGUGGAGAGCUAUCAGGGUGCAAUCGAGUUCCUGUUUGAACUGGGGACUUGGCUCACCUACAUUGAUGAAGAUGCUCAGUCUACUCGUAACAUAAUUGAAUCAGUUGUCAAGGAAGCUAUUCUUCAAAACUACGAUCGUUCCAAAGCCAUAACAUGUUUAACAGAUGAAGCUUCAGCCGACACCAUGGAGUGGCUUAGUCAAAUGGUCGAAUCUCCAACUUGGCGUCAAACUAUUUAUAACCUAGCUCAGCAUCCACGGAACGAAGAUUGUCCUUUUUUAUCACUAUCUAUGCCGUGUAUAGCUGUAAAAGAAAGUCUCAUUGGAGAACUCGUAUCUGUUCCUCUUGCAUGGAACACUCUGGGCAUUUUCUUGAAGUGCGUUAUCUAUGUUUUACAGCCAUUACUAGCUGCCGGUGAUACAGUUAAAGAUCAGACAUUUAUGUACUCCAUUGCAUUUUUACAGCCAAAACGGAAUAAUGCUUCAUGUACCAAUUAUUCUAGUGUUUCACAUUCAGAAAUGAGCAUGGUGAAUUCGGAAUCGCUUCCAUCUAUUGAUGACGUUAAGGGUUUUGUUUCCGCUGUCGAUAACGAACAUCAACCAUACUCAUCAGAAGGAGAGUCUCACUUUUCUUUUGAUACUGCACAAGAUAUGUUAACCCACUUUUUGGUAAGUUAAUACACAUUUCAGUCUUUUUUGUAAACAGAGCAGUGUCUUAGCUGUAAAGGCGUUCAUUUUUUAAGCAUUAGGCUGUUAGAAUAGUACAAGUAUCCCUUUUAUGUUCUAGGUAGUUUGUCAACGCAGUGACGGUACUAAUUUUAAUCUCACAGCACCGAAGUGAUAUGUUACAGCUUGAAUCACUUUACGUUGGGACUAGAUGCCAUCCCGCUAUUGUCUCUGCCUGUUUUAUCCACAAAUGUGUAGAGUUCGUUUUCUCUUUCCUAUUAAAUGACGAAUAUCAGAUCCUUAAUUCAUAGAUGAUCAUGUUAAUAAAAAUGUACUAAGACAGAACGAUUUACCAUUAAAUAAUGGUUCAAGUGAAAUUUUAUGAGUUAGUAUAAUAACUCCACCUUACCACCAUGGUGCAACAAAGAAUGUCUAAAGAAUCGCAAAACUACACAGAAUUAAAGCAUACUACGAAACAACUAGAAUCCCUCGAAAUAUUCUAAUUCAUAAAAAUGAUAAGAUUUGCUUUAUGUCAACACAAAAUCGUGUCUACAAACUAAAGUUUUCUUAUUGUGAUGCUUUCUGGAUUGGAGAAUUUUCUCGUAAAAUAACUCAAGUCGAAAACAUCUGAGAUACACAAAGAACUACUUAUUAAUCCUCAAUAACCUGCAAAACUCUAAAUUAAAUGGACAAUCGCAGUGCAUGCCAUCUUCGAUAACCUUUAAGUCGAUAUUUAAAAUAUCAAACUUAUACAAAAAGCUUCUCGAUUACAAAGAUAGGUGAGUAGCUGAAGCUUUUUAUAUAUUGCUAAAUCCAACUGCCUUAAAUAGAAAAGAAAGCCUUGUGGUCUAUCAGACUUGGAUCAUCGAUGAAAUCUACUAUAUUUGAUUCUAUUCAUAUCUCACAUACGAAUGCAACCCUACCUUUUUACAUAGCAAAUACGCAAGCGUUUCUCACAAAGUCAUCUUGACUAGAGCGACAUGAUAUUGGCUUAAUCAGAUUUGCUUCUGGAUUGUACUAAAUAUUUUUUGCUUUGUUUCUUUGUAAUAACUUAAACUCGUUUUGAUUUAAUUUGUUCAUUUAUUCAUUCUGUAAAGAAGUGGCUUACGCUGAGUCACAAAAUGCUAGAAAUUUUGUUUUCUACUUACUGUGACACUACGAAUAUACUGCUACUUAUAUUAUUAACAAUCUAUUGAAUGCUUAGUUUAUUUAACAGUACCAAGUAAAACCUUAGUAAGGAUCCAACGUUAUCUUUCUUCUUUUCUUGGCAUUCCUUUCCUGUGUCACAACGGAACUGGACAACGUGGCCCAAUAUAUUGCUCGUCUCUUGUUCAUCAAAGUUAGUUCACUGCAAUUGUUUUAAGAUUCAGUGAAGUAUCUUAUAUUAUAUGAAAGCCAUGUGAAAUAUUGGGUGUUAUGUAGGAUUACUCCUACUACACGAUUUUUAAUAAGUUCUUAAUAAGUAGAUAAGAUAGGGUUGGAUGGUGAGUUCCCGUAUGCUUUUUAAUAAUGUGAGGUAACAACUUUUAUUAGUACUAAGGGUUUCACUUGUUUCUUAAACAUCGGUUAUUUUGCAAAACGUCUCACCGUUAAAAUAUGCUGGUAAGUCAGAGGUAGUCAAAAAAGAAAUGGUAAGUUUGUAAUACAUUACUUAAGUCUGUUACCAUUCUAGAAUAGUGUCAAAGCACUUUUUCAAGGUUCUAAUAUGUAUUGAAAUUUUCUCAUGAAACAAGAUACCCUUGUUAUUUUUAUAUACGACGACAGUCCUUUCUAGUCGGUUUCCCUUUUAAUAUACUUACAUUUGCUGCCUGUUAAUAAUACUGUUGCAUUUAAAUGGACUUUUUUCUUGUUGAGUGUAAUUACUGUAAAGUUUGAAUUGAAAUGUUUGUUAACUUCAUGAAUACUUCUACUUUUAUUAGGAAAUGGGUUGUCAUAGUGAACAUGGAUAUUUACUCUUGCAAUCUAUCUUGCAGUGUUUGGCUCGAAAAAUGAAGAGCCAUUGUGCUCAUCAUCUUAUUUGGCUUUUGGAAGCUGAAGCAAGUCGAAGGUUCUGAUAAGUUUGAUCCUGUUUUCAAUUUUAGUUACAGAUUUUCAUGUGUUAAACUUUGAAUAGUUUAUCACAAAUUAGUAGAUAGUGAAAGGUUUUUGUACUAGUGUUUUAGAGUUAACUGAUGCUAGUAAUAGUAAUUUUUCUCUCUAUAGGUGCGCGAUUGUUUCAAAGUAAAUUAGAUUUACUUUUGAGAUGCGAAAACCCACUCUUACGUUCAUAAAUUUUUUUACUCUAUUUUAUUUACUUCCGUAAGUUGGCACCGGUUAAAGUGAAUUUCCUUGUUGAGUUACUUUAUCUUUUCUUACCGGAGAGGCCUCUGUAAAAUCUCCAAAUUUCUAUAAAUUACUAUUUCAACCUUUCAGUUGAAGAAAUGAAAAUUCAAAUACAUUUAUAAUUUUACAGUUAUUUGUAAGAAUGAUGACGUACAGCGGUUGUUUAGAUCCACUAAGUCCCAGGUUCGAACCCCACUCUACCUACGUACUUCGGUUUGGGCAGCCGAGUGGUGUUAUCAUGUCUCGCACUUAGAAUGUGGCUCAUUCACAAGUAUUUAACGGUCAAGCUACCCUCCAUUCCCAGACAGUGUGAAUGGAACAUUGAAGUAGGUCCCUCAACUCUAACUGUAGUUCAAAAGGCUAUAGUUGAUCUGAAACGAGGAAGUGCAGCUGGUCUAGAUAGAUUGGCUCCAGAGAUAUCCGUCUAUCAAUAAAAGGACGAGUAUACUGCGCGGCAGUUCGUUCUGUUUUACUUUACGGCUGCGAAACGUGGGCAUUAAGAGUUGAAGACACUCGUAAGCUACAAGUAUUUGAUCACAAAUGCCUUAGAAAUAUUGCUUGCAUCUGCUGGGAUCACCGGGUAAGUAAUAGUGAGGUUGGACGCAGGGUAUUAGGAAAUGAUGGUAAAUCAGUUGAUGAGGUUAUGAAUCUUCAUCGACUGAGAUGGUUGGGUCACAUGUUGCGUAUGCCUGAACACCGAUUACCACGACGUGCAAUGCUAUCCGGUAUUGGAAAUGGUUGGAAGAAAGUUAGGGGCGGCCAAACCAAAACGUGGCAUCAGUGCUUGAAGUCACUAACUUCUGGUCUGAGCCAUGUUGGUAGAUGCAGACUACUUGGUUGGGGUCCGCGUGACUAUCGUAACCAAUGGUUGGAGACUCUUGGUGACAUGGCUCAGAAUCAAUCACAAUGGCGUCGGUGUAUACACUUCCUGUCUUCCCUUAAACUAAGAGACUGAAAUCGCUUUAUAUCUUUCUUUCUACGAACCAAUUCUUUCUUCCUGUACUAUAUCUCCAUAUGCAAUCUUUCUCUUAUAUAUUACCACCUUUGACCUAACCACUGCUAUGAAUCCAGUGUUCAUCUUGCUGUGCUGAUGCGGUAUGGCAACCUGGACCGAUGCACAUAUGUGCCUGGUCCUACGUUGUAGCUGACUGACUGGACGAUCAAGUUAAUUCAUUCCAUUUUCAUCUCUCAAAAUUUGAAAGACUGGGCAAUCCCAUAUAUGUCUAGACAUUGAGCAUGAUUUACAUCCUAUUACAUUGAUUCACUCUUAAGUUUUUUUACAUCGUAAAUAUAAGUGUUUCUUGUUAGAUUUUAAAUAAAAGUGAAGAGAACAUACUGAGUCGGGUGGGUUUUAUACAGUAGUGAUCAGUUGAUUUGAUUUCAGGAAAAAAAGUUGCAACCAACACUUUUUAAAAUCUUGAAUAUAUAUUUCUUUACACUCCUAUUCAGAUUAAGAUUGGUUAUUUAAAUUCCUUAUCAUACCUGUUUUUAUUAUGAAACAUUAAUAUUAUUUUAACUAGGCGAUAUAGUUUUUUUCUGCUGUUCUUCCUCAAUGAAUAGAUUCUUGUUCGGUCGAAUUUGGUAAGUAUAGCUCCACUAGUCAACCUUUAAAAAAGUAAUUUUCUUGUGCCUGCUUUACAUGUGUCCCAUAGAUAAAUCAGUGUUAUCAACCUGAUCGAAAGUCAGGAGUGGUUUGAUUGGGUACUCACUUACUCUUGUUACCCCUCCUGGAGGAAAAUUGGCCGCUCACCAGCAUUCUCUAUCCAACUCUGUCCUGGGCAAUCCUUUCCAGUUGCUAUUGAUCUUUUUGAUGUCUGUUUCCAAUUCUUGGUGCAGUGUGUACUUUGGUCUUCCUCUUUCCCGUUUCCCUCCAGGAUUCCAAGUUAGGGCUUGCCUCGUGAUGCAGUUUGAUGUUUUCCGUAAUGUAUGUUCUAUCCACUUCCAAAGUCUUUUCAUAAUUUCCUCCUCAGCUGGAUGUUGGUUUGUUCUCUCCCACAGUAGGCUGUUGCUGAUGGUAUCCGACCAAUAAUGGACAUUGAGUAUCUUGCGUAGACAAUUGUUUGUAAAUACUUGUACCUUUAUGAUGAUAGUUGUAGUAGUUCUUCAAGUUUCAGCUCCAUACAGUAGAACCGUCUUGGCUUUCGUAUUAAAGAUUCUGACUUUGAUACUGGUUGACAGUUGUUUUGAGUUCCAUAUGUUAUUCACUUGUAGGAAUGCUGUCCUUAAUUUGCCAAUCCUCGCCUUUACGUCUGCAUCAGAUCCUCCUUGUUCAUCCAUGAUGCUGUCCAGGUAUGUGAAACUCCACAUCUUCCACAGCUUCUCCACCAAGUGCGAUUGGGAUGAUGUUCUCUGUGUUGUAUUUGAGGAUCUUGCUUUUUCCUUUGUGUAUGUUGAGGCCUACUGCUGCAGAGGCUGCUGCUACACUGUUUUUAUCUUGACCUGCAUUCGUUGAUGUGUAUGGGAUAGAAGGGCCAGGUCAUCUGAGGAAUCCAAAUCAUCUAGUUGCAUCCAACAUGUCCAUUUUAUCACAUGCUUCCCGUCGGAUGUCGAGGUCUUCGUAAUCCAGUCAACCACCAGAAGGGAAAGGGGGAGAGUAAGCAGUCCUGUCUGACACCACUGUUCACUUGGAAUGCGUCUGUCAACUGUCUCCAUGCACCACUUACUAGUGUAGUCCAUCGAAUCAAUUCCGUAUGAUGUUGACGAUCUUCUCAGGCACAUUUCAUAAGGUUCUGCUAUACACUCUGUCAAACACCUUAGUCAAGAAAGUUGGUGUGUGGUGACGAGUUUCACUCAAUUGAUUGUUCAACGAUGAUCCGUAAUGUCGCGACUCGGUCUGUGCACAACCGAUACCUACAGACUCCGACCUGUUGAUGUUGAAUUCGGGCGUCUUCUGAAUCCUUCAUCCGGUUCAGCAACACUCUGUCGAAAACAUUUCCUUGUAUUGACAGAAAUGUACCUCUGUGGUUCUCACAUUUGCUCAGAUCUCGUUUCUUCGGUAUCUUGAUGAGGUGUCCUUCUUUCCAGUCGAUCGACUCUCGUUCUCGCUCUCAAAUCUUCGUGAAUAGAACGUGGAGCAUGUUUGCAGUUGCUUCUAUGUCUCAUUUCUGUGUUUCAGCUGGUAUAUUGUUAGAACACUGCCAUACUUAUCGAGGGCCAACAAUCGUAGUUUUUCUUGACAUCAGGGUUGCCUUCGAUUCGUUGGACAGGACUGUUCUCUGGGAUUGUCUAUUGAAGAAGGGUGUGCCUGAGAAGUUUAUUAACAUCCUAAAAGCCCUCAGGCAGAGUGAGGGCAUACAACCACCUCUCUCCAUUGUCCCACUCAAGCAGUGGGGUUAGGCAGGGUUGCCCAAUCUCACCAUUCCUCUUCAACUUUGACAUCGAUGACAUUCUGGAAACAGCUCUGAUGGAUGUAAGUAAUGGUGUUGUGGAUCUGUUGCCUGGAGAAAGACUUCUCGACAUUGAGUACGCGAUAAUGCCCAAGGCAUGCAAUCCGCACUUAAUCAGUUAGCAAUCAGUGUCCGUAGGUAUGGUAUGUGCUUUGCACCUUCGAAGUGCAAAGUACUUCUACAAGACUGGCAGGAUUCUAAUCCUGUACUCACCCUGGAUGGUGAGCAGAUAGACGUAGUUGAGAAGUUCGUGUAUCUGGGUAGCUGCAUAAGUGCUGGUGGUGGCGUGAGUGAUGAGAUCAAUGCACGUAUAGUGAAAGCCAGAGCGCCUUAUGCCAAUCUGGGCCAUCUUUGGCGCCUUCGUGAUGUUAGUCUGGCUGUAAAAGGUCGGAUCUACAACGCGUCGGUGAGAGCAGUUCUGCUCUAUGUCUAUGAAGCCUAGCGUCUCCGAGUUGAAGAUGUUAGACAACUCUGUGUUCGAUCAUCGUUGUCUCCGAAGUAUUGCUGACAUCCAGUGGCAACACCAUGUUAGUAAUGCAGAGGUUCGGCAUCGUGUGUUCGGGCACAGAGACGAUAAUGCAAUUGGUGUCACCAUCUUGAAACACCGACUUCGGUGGCUUGGACAUGUUCUCCGAAUGUCGUCCCAGAGAAUUCCACGUCGUGCAUUAUUUGCCGACGCUGGGACUGGUUGGAAAAAGCGGAGAGGUGGCCAGUGUAUGAUAUGGUGUCGUGGGAUGAAAGAAAGCUGCAAAGGACUGGCUUCUGUUGGUCCUUCACGACUCCCUGGUUUUUGGGGUCCUAGAGAUGGUGCUACACAGUGGUUAGAGACGUUAUCAGAUAUGGCUCAGAAUAGAAGCCAGUGGCGAUCCUGCUGUAACCUUCUUUUACUUUCUUCAUUAAAAAAAAGUGGUUGUGUCUUCCUUAACUGAAAGAUUUCUUCUGAUUGUACCUUUCCGUUCCCCCAUUUUUACCAUUAUUAUUAUUACACCACCUUACAUCAAUCUCCUCGUUAUUAUUCUCUCUUUUUUUCUUUUCCUUCCCCUUAAAUUCUCAUUGUUUUGUGUGGUGCAUAUAUAUUUGGCGCAUUCUUGUACCAAUAAUUAUGUGUUCAAAUAAAUAAAUAAAUUGUCAGGUUCUACUGUUUUCCCACUCUCGAUUUGUCUGAUGGCCAUCCUGAUAUCUUCCGUCGUUGGUGGAUUGACAUCUAGCGGAAGGUCUAUGUGUGCCGUUCCGACGUACUGUAGAUUCAAUGGAGCUGGCUUUUUCAAGAGUUCUUCUAAGUGUUCCAUCCAACACUUCCUUUGUUCCUGAGUCUCAAUGAUUGGCAUUUCCUCUUUGUACUUGACUGGCCUCUCUGUUCUACUGUAUUUCCCUGCCGGUUUAUUCGUCGUGUCAUACAGUUGGUUCAUAUUUCCUUCUCUUGAGGCGUUUUUUGCUGCCGUUGCUAGCUCUUCCAGGUAUUGAGAUGGUGAAGAAGAUUUGUAGCUCAGGUGCAUGAUUUUGAUGGGGCUUUGUUAUCUGAGCUGGAGAACAAAACUCCAUUAAAAAGUUUCCAUGUAUUUCUACUUGUCGGCUCUAAUGCUCCUCUUCACUUGCUUGUUUGCUUCUGUGCAUACAGUUUGUGCCUUGGCUUUCUCUGUUCUUGUUCGGCUGUUGUUAGUCUCUGUCUUCUUAUUCUUCCUUUCUUGAAUAUUGUCCAGGAUUUCUACAGAGCUCCAUUUCUUAUGUUGAUACUUCUUGCGGUCCAGAAUAUCCUGACACGUUGAAGUUAGUGUUUUUUUAAUCUCUUCCUAGUUGUCCUCCAUAAUAGUUUCUUCUUCGUUCAGUAAAUCUUGCAAGGCUCGGAACCUGUUGUUGAGAGCUUUAUUGAAUUCGUUGAGUUUGUCAGUAUCAAGAAAGAAGUCUGUAUUGGACCUGUGUAAUGCUGUUUCCCCAGUUUUCUAGUGCUUCUUUAGCUUCAGUUCCAUCUUGACAGCUAUCAGCUAAUGGUGAUCUGAAGUUAUGUUAACUCCUCUCCUGGUUCUCACCUCUUCUAUUGACCUUCUGAAUUUUUCAGUGAUACAGAUGUGAUAUAACUGGUUCCGUUUGGUGUGGUCCGGUGAGGUCUAUGUAGCUUUGUGUAUGCGAUUGUGUGAAAAUAUUGUGCCUCCAUAACCAAUUUGUUGAAUCCAGAUAGAUUUGCAAAGCUCUCGCCAUUCUCGUUCAUAUCUCCUAGUCCAUGUCGUCACAUGAUAUCUUCAUACCCGAUGUUGUCUAUUCUGACUUUGACGUUUAGGUCUCUCUUCAAGAUGUUCAGGUCUUUUCCUGACCACUUCUCUGUGACUGAUUGCAGCAUUUUUUUUCGUGAGCAGAGUACAACAGCAUUUCUCCUGAAUUUAUCCUUUUCUUUCCAGAUUGAGUUCAAUGGACUUCAGUGAUUCUGAGAACAUUCAAGUUGUAUCUUCUCAUUUCAGUAGCCAUUUAACUGGUCCUCCCGGUCUCCCAUAUUGUCUGAACAUUCCAUGUAUCUGUAUUAAUUGUUGCUGUGGUUGUUAGAAGGAGCAUGCUCCUCAUGACCUCCAAAGAAUCUCAACUUUCACCAUGAGGCAUCAUAGUUCUACUGAAUGAAGAUCCUUCAACUCGGAGGGCAGAAUUUAGAUGGUUUGAAAUGUUUAUUCUGGUUAGCUUUGUUAGUAAGGUUGUUUCCUACGGGUUGGGGUUGCUGACCGCAUUCCCAACCCUCCUCCUUUGUGUGGGCUUGGGACCGGCAGUAACCUUAAAAGAGCUACAGUCAGUCAGUCAUCUACAACGUAGGACCAGGCACAUAUGUGCAUCGGUCCAGGUUGCCAUACCGCAUCAGCACAGCAAGAUGAACACUGGAUUCAUAGCAGUGGUUAGGUCAAAGGUGGUAAUAUAUAAGAGAAAGAUUGCAUAUGGAGAUAUAGUACAGGAAGAAAGAAUUGGUUCGUAGAAAGAAAGAUAUAAAGCGAUUUCAGUCUCUUAGUUUAAGGGAAGACAGGAAGUGUAUACACCGACGCCAUUGUGAUUGAUUCUGAGCCAUGUCACCAAGAGUCUCCAACCAUUGGUUACGAUAGUCACGCGGACCCCAACCAAGUAGUCUGCAUCUACCAACAUGGCUCAGACCAGAAGUUAGUGACUUCAAGCACUGAUGCCACGUUUUGGUUUGGCCGCCCCUAACUUUCUUCCAACCAUUUCCAAUACCGGAUAGCAUUGCACGUCGUGGUAAUCGGUGUUCAGGCAUACGCAACAUGUGACCCAACCAUCUCAGUCGAUGAAGAUUCAUAACCUCAUCAACUGAUUUACCAUCAUUUCCUAAUACCCUGCGUCCAACCUCACUAUUACUUACCCGGUGAUCCCAGCAGAUGCAAGCAAUAUUUCUAAGGCAUUUGUGAUCAAAUACUUGUAGCUUACGAGUGUCUUCAACUCUUAAUGCCCACGUUUCGCAGCCGUAAAGUAAAACAGAACGAACUGCCGCGCAGUAUACUCGUCCUUUUAUUGAUAGACGGAUAUCUCGCCUUCGCCAUAGGUGACGUAAGUUGGCAAAAGCCAAACGAGCUUUUCUAAUCCGUGGUGAUAUUUCGUCAGACACCAACCCAUUAGGGCUGAUCAGACUUCCAAGAUAAGUGAAGUUGUCGACGCGUUCGACUACUUCACUCCCUAUCCUUAGUUCAGGUGUUGACGCAGGCCAGUCCUGAAGCAACAACUUGCACUUAGAGGGAGAGAAGCGCAUUCCAAACAUUCUGGAAUUCUUGCUUAGUGCUGCCAGAAGACUCUGCAUUUUGUCAGCGUCUUCACCAAACAGGACUAUAUCAUCUGCGUAUUCUAAGUCGAUAAGUGGACCUCCUGGAAGGAGAUCAAUUUUUGAAAGUUUAGAAGACGAGAACGUUAUUUCCAACAGUAGGUCUAUGAUGAAGUUGAACAAAAAUGGAGAUAGUGGACAGCCUUGACGGACACCACUUGAGGUUGCAAAAGCAGAUGACAGUUCGCCAUAAGCUCUGACUCGACUAGUAGUGUUCGAGUAAAGAGCCUUUACAAGGUUUAUGUACUUCUGAGGUACGCCUUUCAAUGACAGAAACUGCCACAGAAUCUCGCGGUCUACAGAGUCAAAUUCUGCUUUUAAGUCGAGAAAGACCACCAUUGUCGGACGCCGAUAAUUAUGCCUGUGUUCUAGAAUCUGACGAAUGGUGAAUAUGUGGUCGAUGCAGCCACAACCAGGUCUGAAGCCAGCUUGAUUCUCUCGUGUUUGCAGUUCACGAGUCUUAGUUAGGCGUCUGAUAAUUAUCGAGGCUAGUAUUUUAGAUACUAUAUUAGUUAAACUAAUCCCUCUAUUGUUGUCACAGGAUGAUUUUAGCCCUUUCUUGUAUAUUGGGACGAUAAGUGAUUGUGACUAGUCUGAUGGAAUAACGUCUAACUCCCAGAUCUUAGUUAAAACAUUAGUCAACCUAAUCGCUAAAAUUGGACCACCAUCCUAAAGACCUCUGGAGCCAGUCCAUCUGGACCAGCUGCCCUUCCUCGUUUCAGAUUAACUAUAGCCUUCUGAACUUCUGCUAAAGUUGGGGGACGUACUUCAAUGUUCCAUUCACACUGUCUGGGAAUGGAGGGUAGAUGUAGAGUAGCUGAAGGCCAGUUGAACUGUUUUCUGAAAUGUUCCGCCCAUCGUUCUAAACGUCUGAGCUGGGAGCAGAUGAGAGUAUCGUCUUUUUUCGAAAUAAUCUCACUUACACUUGACUUAUUAGUUCCAGUUUCUUUUAUUAGUCUAUAAAGCUGUCUUGUGUUCCCUAUAGUCGCCGCCUUUUCCAUCUCUUUUGCUUUCAUUGCCCACCACCGCUCACGGUCGUUUCUUAGACUUUUUCUUAACCUAGAUCUGAUUUGUUGUCGCUCUUCAUCAUGUUCGGAACCUGAUGGGACGAGUUUGCGAGAAUCCAUCAGUGUGAUAGACUUUGAAGAAAUCCACUGGUUCUUUGUAACUCUGUGGUUUAAGUCACUAAUAGAUUUCAUUGCUGUUUCCACAGCUGCUUGUAUGUCUUUCCAAGCAACCUGUGGGUCAGCCUCGUCUUCAGAACUACCUAAUUGUGAACUCAGUUGUUCUUGGAACCUACUUUUGGUUUUCUCGUUACUCAACUCAGUUCUAAUGGGUCUUUUUAAUGUGGCUUUUUUGCGUCCAGUGAGGUGCAAGCGGAUGCGUGCCCGUAUUAGGGCGUGGUUGGAGUCCAAGCAGGUACUCCAGAAUGAGCGACAAUCUUCUACCGACCCUCUCCAACGAUGACUGAUGGUAAUAUAGUCUAUUUGAGUCAAUCGUUGGUUUGCUGUAGGGGGUCGCCAUGUUAGACGAUGUCUCUCCUUAUGCUUAAAAUUUGUGUUUGCUAAAAAUAAGCGAUUGUCUGAACACAGUUGCAGCAGACGGUCACCAUUAUCUGUUCGCUGUGCCGGAAUGCUAAAAUAUCCACCUAAAUGCCUUUCUGUUUGGUUUAAGCUACCUAUCUGAGCAUUAAAGUCACCCCCUACGAGUAUUAUGUCUGAGCGUUUAGCUUUCUGAAGAAGUCCAGAAAGCUUUCUGUAAAAUUCAUCUUUCACAUCAUCUGAGCUGCAGUCAGUGGGAGCGUAGACAGAAACGACGAAAAGGCAACGACGUGUGUCCUUAUCCUUCCGAGUUCUUACGGAGCCGUUUAGCCGAACAGCACAUAGACGACUGUUGACGGGGAUCCACUCUAGCAGUGCUUGUUCCGCCCUCAUGCUUAGUGCUAUGCCUACACCUGCCAGUCCACGAGAACUGGCCAUCGGGUCACCAGAUACACGGAGGGUGUAUGUCGUUGGCUCUCCGUUUUGCCGAGGUGAGGUCAAGUGAAUGACCACACUGGGAUCCUGUAUGUGUGUUUCGGAGACACAGCAUACAUCAAUGGUAGGAGAUUCUAGGGUUUUAGCCAAGGAUGCCUGGUGAGUGGUUUGACAUAGAGUGCGUACGUUGAAGGCUCCAAUGUGUAGUUUGGAGCGAGGUGUCAGUAGACCUGGGACAGUGUUUUGCGCACUAGAAUCGUUGGCUAUGGUGACACUUGAGGAGGAAGCCAAAAGAGGAAGUUUAGAGUUGAAAGUCGAUAUAGGAGGAGUAAUAGGAAUUGAAGAGAGAGGUUGAUUAUGAAUACAGUGAUCUUGAGUUCUGUUAGAGGUAUGAGGGCGGUUAUCACUUCCCGGUUGCCCACACCGUGGAAGGGUUCUUCUGGAGGUACCUGAAAAGGAAAUUGGAUUAGAGGUGGUCUCAGUGACCUGAGAGCGUGACCGCAGUGCCCAAGGGACAACUGCUUGCGGCCGGUCGCGCACGGCCUUUUCGUGGGAGGUUUUUGACGUGUUAGCUCCGUUCUUCAAAGGGCCUUACCGCCGGAGACGGAAAUCCGUGAGGUAAGGUGAGGUGUGCAUUUUUAGGGUCGACCUUUUCUAACCCCACCCCUCCUUGUGGGAAGGCAGCAUCGCUGUCAUGCUGGUUGUCUGAAGGAAACACCUUACUGCUGUCACACCUCUGUACAGUCAGCAGUACGACUUCGCCUUCGGACCUUGGGUUUGUUGCUUUUAGUCUUUCCGCUCUUCAACCGACCUGUCUGACAUGGUAGGACCUUGAGGAACGGUUGUCCCAGCCAGUAUAGCUCGGUUGCUUCAUCACGAUAGGCAAGCCCGACCACCACGUCAAGGUAGCAACAACGGUCGGGUUAAAAGAGCUACAGGCAGUGUUGUAUUAGAUGUACGUAUUCAAUAUUUUUCUUAGUUUAUACUCAUAUCUGUACUAAGCCAUUGUUCCUGAUUUAUCAUCUAUUGGGUUAUUUUGUAGUGUUUGUUGAUCUGGGCAGCCUUUGACAUUGACGCUAAGUUAGAAAUGAACAGAGGUACAACUGCUGUAAAAAAAAACUUUACUGUAUGCUUUUAAAAUCUAGUCUCUGAAUUUAAAAUACUCACUGGCUCACUGUUUAAUUUAAGCUUUCACAAGAAAUUUCUCUAUUUUGAUGGCUUCUUUGUUUAGUUAAUACUAAUAUCUUACAACAUAUGUUGGAAUAUAACAUGCAUCGUCAACCAAUCGGUAAUCUCAUCCUAAAAAAGUGGCUUUGAUUUGUUGGAUCCUUUUUUAGUGAAAAACUUGCAGAAAAUUCUAUACUGGGAACCGUUUGCUAAUUUUGAGAAUCUUUAAAAAUGUUUAGUGGUAGUCAGUUUAUAACAUAAUGCUCUAGAAUGAAAAAUAUCUGUGAUGGGACUAUCAAGGCAGUCUAGAUAAGUUCGUAGAGAUUGGAUAGCUUGGUGGUUUAAAAAUCGGCUCACGACGAAAGCAAGUGGAUAUCAUUUUGGUUGUGCUUGAAUCGCAUUUUGAAAUGUUCUUGUUAUUAUUAUAUAAUUUUUCCGUUCUAAUUUAUUCACAAAACUGUUAUCUUGUUUUGUACAGUGCAUUUUUGAUGCUUGAUUAACUCAAUGGUUUUAAGCUCGAAGUAAAUAUAUGUAGCUUUAUUUCGCAUAGAAAAUCUAAUAAGAUAAAUUAACUGGGUUUUGUAUAUCAUGGACCUGUAAGUUCCACACUUAUACAACUAGUCAUUUGAAUAUUCUCCGUAUAUGUGAUAUGCCUCAUUUCCUUUUGUGUUUCGCUUGGUUUUCGGACUACGUUUACCUUUUAAUGAUUACAUAUUCGAUCCAGGGGCCGUGACGUGAGUCGGUACACAACGUAUCUCUGUGGUGCCCGAGAUUAUCCUGAUAGUAUGGAUGCGAUGCGUAUCAUCCUUAAAGAACAGGAUUUAAUUCCGGAUGCAGUUUUGCUGGUUAGUCAUCUUUUAUAAAUUCUGUAUUAUCGCCUGUAGAUAUCCUUUCAAAGGUUUUUACAAUACACCCAGAUAAGUGAUAGUUUACAGGAGUAAAUCAUAAAGUUCAAUAUUAAUCUAGAAAUUUGUAUUUUUGUAAUAAAUAACGGGUACUGAAAGCCGGAUUUCGAACUCCUAAAUAAUUUCCAUCAAGUUCGGUAGCUCUACUCCUUUGAAAGUGUAAACUUCUUUCUAAAUUUUAAUGGGAUUCGUCCGUUUGUACCAUUAAACGCUUAGUAUCGCAAAGAAUAUAUUACAUAAUGCGUCAGAGUUUUCUUGUAGAACAGAUAUAACGGAACUGAAGGGACAGACACUGAUUACGUUGUUUACUUAUGACGGUUGAUUAUGAACAGAGAAAGCUUCAUAUGCGUUAGGUGGAUUUGUAUUCUUUGUAAACUGAUGCCUACGAAUGAACAACUAUAUAUGUUGUAACUAGCGUUAUCCGUGAGUUGACACCGAUACUCAGUCUUCUUAUACACUAGCCCAACGGGCUACUGCGUUGCAAAGAUCAAGAAGUAAUCGAUAUAUAUAUAUCUUAGGAAAUUAAGUGACCAAUGGUAUGUCUCAUUCUCUAGGAAUGAAAGUUAUUUCCAGCCCAGUCACAUGUUUUCAUCAUUUAGCGGAUUUCCUAUUGGCCUAAUGUUUCAAUAUCCAUUGCGAAUUCCUGAGUGUUAUGCUCAAGAUUAUUUACUUAAUAGUGCGUUGCUUUCCUCUAUUUUUCGGUUAAUAUUUUUCAUAGUAGAUGUUUUUGAGAAUACAAGUAAUGAAGAAUGUGUUAAAUUAAUUUCUUGAUUCUAAAAUAGAUUCGUUUUAAGCAUUUAAAACUCAAUCUCAACGCGAAAAUCACCAAACAUUUUGGAAACAUCUCUUAAAAGACUAUCGACCCCCUAGCUGUUCAAAAUAGAUGUGCGAGAUAACAUCACUGGAAUAAUAAGAAUAACAAGUUGUUACUAAAUUCGAAAAAUUAAAGUAUUUGUUAAAAGUAGACCCUUUAUUAAACGUUUAGAAAACUGCAUUUUUGAUUGGUUAUAGAGGCAAAGGGAUCGAAGGUAAAUCGAACAUAUUUCACAUCCUGUAAAAUGUUAUUCCCCCUGUCGGAGCUCACCUCUAUUAAUAUGCUCUCUUUUGAUAACCGCCCUUAUUAAUAUACACCAUUCUUAAGUCAUCCUUUUGGUGGGAUACCCUCCUUGCUACCUCAAUCAUCAAAAAUUUGCAUCCUAACCAACUGAUUUGGCAUUUUUGCGUAGUAGUUUAUGCCUAAACUCAACAUUCUUGACUCAUUUGUUUCACGAAACAAACAAUGCUUCAGAAACAAAUCAAAAACCUGCCGCGUAUGCAUGUCCUCUACUUUCAGAGACCAUGCUUUACUUCCAUAAAGUAAUGAGUGGCAGGUUUAAGAGGUAUUUAGUUAUAUGGCUUUCGUUCUAUCAAAGCCCUCAAAUGCCCUGGUAUGGCCGAGAGUGGGGUGGGCCCGCCCUCCCUCUGGAAAUGCUCUCACAUGGCCACGCAUAUAUAGCCUCUGCCAGGGAAGUCCUACUCACUGCCUUCUCGUGGCGGGGGUGUUGUUUGCGAAAAUAAGAGGGUGAAAAGCGAAUAUCCGGCGCUUCAACCGGAUCCAAAACCAAUGGUGCACAUGAGCUCCAGUAUCCUGAAGGAACAAAUGGCGUAUGAACCAAUUUUUGGUCACCGGCUACCAUGGGACUGCAUCUCCUCACGAUGCUCCACUGCCUUGUGGGUCAGACCUUUUGGCCAAAGGCUCGGGGCGUGGCCCCCUAAGAAAACCAACCGCUUCGGUCUGGGCACCCGGGCAGUAUCGUAGCCCACACACAAAUAUAAUGGUAAUGAAAAUGUGUGGUGCAUACAUAUUUGGUUCCCUCUUGUACCAAUAUUUAUGUGUUCAAAUAAAAUAAAUAGAAAAAACAUCACUGGGAACACAUACAAAACAAGUCGACCACUCAUAUCUUACAAAACUAUUUAAUAAACACCUCUCAUUAUUUUUUCAGCUUGAGGAAGCAUAUAAAGGAGAUGCCUCCCCACCAGUAGCUUUGUUACGACAACCCAUUUUCAUUGGUAAGUAUGUUUUAAUUUGCCACUUGAAGCUUCGAUUGGAGCUUAUUUUUUAAAAGUCAAGUUUGGGAUUUACAUACAAUCCUAUAACUUUGCCAAUACCAAACCACCUUGUGUGUCUUGUGAAACUAAGUUAGAGCCUAUCAAAUACCAAACUUUAUGGGUAACAUUAACUGUCGAUAGAAGCGAUUUAACCAUUUAUUUCUAAUAAAAAUCAGAUAAGAUGAUCUUGUGUUUAAGGGGUAAACACGUAAACCAUACUUCGUGUACCAUAAUUUAGACUGUUUAUCAUAGAUAGAUAGUUCAACUUUAGAGACCUUAGCCACAAUGUUCAUACCCUCAAUCUAGGCAACUAGACCAUCAGUAACUUAGUGGGGUGGUGUUAUGUGUUGGCUUGGUCGUCUUUAGAGUUUUUCUAACCGGUUUAGCUCAUAGGGUUGUACAAUGGUCACGAGUGGGUAUUUUGACAGAUAAAUCAAAGAAUAUCCACUAUUUUGUCGGAUGAUUUACAACCUGUUGUAACAUUUUAAACCUAACGCUGCUUCGAAGACAUUUACGACCAACUACUUGCAUUUGAUUUAUAUCGUCUGCCUUCAAAAAUCUUAUAUUCCAACUAUGAAGUAAUACAGAGAGUACUUGUACUCAGAUAGACAUCACACUGGGACACUAGGUUUCUGUAUCCAUCCCUAAGUUCUUCCAGACAGGCUGAUGAAACUCCCAACACAAUCGACAUGCUCAACUACUUCUCUAGGCAUGACUUAAGCCAGUUCUGAAACAACAUUUUGCUUUGGUAGUAAGAGAAAUACUCUCUGGAUACUUUCAUAUGGGUUACUGAGGUUUUUUAGGUCUACAUUUUGUCAGCGUUUGUAUAAAAACAGUAUAUUUGUUGCGGACUACAAAGCAGUGAGUUUUCUAGUACUACAAAAUCAAUCCUUAAGAAGUCAAAUGAUGUGUUUUAUUAAAUAAUUCUGUUUAGAUAAGUAGCCUGAUACUAUGUGUAAUAUUAUAAAAGAGUUUUUUAAUAUCUACUGAACAUAAAUGUCCCUGUUAUCAUUAUCUGUUUAGGAUAAACGGAAGAUAUGCCCAUUCUUGUUCACAUUUACCCCGAUUUGCUUUUCUGUAACUAGCACUUUUUAUUUUGUUGAUAUUACUGCUGGGAGCUAACUGUUAACUGAAUUAUAGAAAUAAUACAAGCAAAAGCCUUUUUUAAAAUACAUUUUCUUAUGACCCUUAACACUACCAGUUGGUAGGGUAGUUUAAUUUGUGUUCUUUUGUCAAGUAUGACUUCAUUUGUUUAAGCAUACUACACUUGUAGAAAAAAAUUACCAAUACUAAACAUUUCGUUGUCAUAUAAGGUACAAUUAGUAAGUGUUUCAUGUGUUACAACAAAAUAAAAUAGUCUUAUUUAUCCACAACACUGUAAUACUUCACGAUUUAAACUAUGUAGAUGUUGAUUGAACUUGCUAAGAUCUAUGCAUACAAAAUCACAUGUGUAGCAAGAAUAUAUUUUCAGUACAAUAAAGAAAUACCAAGUUAUUUGAGUUGUUGUCAGUUAGUUGAUGGUAAAUUUAUGCAAGAAUUCGACUGAGAGUGUCUUUGUAUACUAGUUUUCUCUCUGUUUAAUUGAUUAGCGGGGUUUGAACUGACACUUGUGACGGAUAUUUUGUAGCAUAUCUUUCCGUAAGUUGUUCGUCAGAAAUAACUUGCUGCAUGAUAUUUCAUAUCCUUAGUUGGAUGAGCAAUUUUCUUACCAAUGAACGUAAUCGAAGAUAGGUAUCAAGAUCGUUAUUUCUUAAAUUAAUGAGCCUAUGUGUACAUGUGCAAAAGACGAUUUGUAGCAUUUCAAAAAAUUUUAUUUAUGUGUUAACCAGUGGUAAUAAAUUUCACAAUAAUCAUCUUAUUUUUAUGUACUAGCACUUCUAGCAGAUGCAUUAUUUGCAAGUUCUGAUAGAUUGUUAACUGAACAAUUAGAGCAAUAUGCAUACCUUUACAGCUAUGCUGCAGUGGUCGUUGAAGAGAUUGAACCUACUACUGAAAGACGUAUCUCAUGUAUACGUACUGAAGUUGAUGAAGCAAAACGUGAAGUUUUAGAAGCAAGUCGAAUUUGUAGACAAGUACGUACCAGUAACCUGUCGACGAUAUUCAGCAAUUUUUCUCAUAUUUUAUGCUCCCUAUUUUCUGGUGAUUACGUUGGUUUAGUUUAUUAUCUUAUGCGUGUUGUUUAUCGCGAUUGUGUCACUUAUUUGAAACUGGUUCACUUCACUUUUAGUACUAAAGUAGUGUCGUUUACAUGUACAUAUACUUGAGAAUCACUUUAUACAUGAGUAUCAUCAACAGCUUCUUUGCAUAAAAUAGCGCUGCAAAUAAAUGGAACACAAAUAAACUAAAACAACCUAACAAAUUUUUCAGUGCUUAAAAUCAUCACGGAAAAAAUCGAUGAUCAAAAAAAGAGUAAAAGUAAUUGCAUCAACUAUGUCAGUGACAGUUUUCAUUCUCCUGUAUAUAUUCAGUCAGUCAACUAAAAUUUCUCUUAUCUGAAAACUAUUCAGCAGUCUCACUGCAAUAACACAAUGAGUGAUUAAAAGUUAUUGCUAUGUUCCACUAGCUAUGACCAUUAACCUGUUACACAGACAUUUAAUUGGUUACGGAUGGCGAAUAUUACUGCUAAAUUUAUACAUCCUAAGAGCGGCAUAACUCAUGGUUUAUUUCAAAUUCCAUUGAGCAUAUAUAGUACCUUUCAUCUUAGUGUCGCUAUAAGUGAGGUAAUCUAACGCAUGCUUAAAUUUAGAAAGGCCUGAAUUACCGAUAAAACUGUUGAAUCGAAUCAGUUGUACGGUUCUGACCGUCUUUGCAGUAAAGCAAUUGGUUUCUUAAGGCUUUAUUUACUAAUCGACUGGGAAUUCAUUGUCCACCCUACGCAAAACAAUUGUGUUCUUGUAAUCAUGUGUCAAGGUUAAUAUUUUUAUAACUUUAUUGGCUAUGGAAAAUCUUUUUCAAGUUGUUAUGAUUUAUGGUUCUGUCCAUACGAAAGACCAAGUAGGCUUCACCGUAAAGUGACAGAAAAAGACCAGAAUAAUUCACUUUGACAUUCAUCCCAGUUCCUACUCAAUGUAAUUACCGUUUUGCAAUUCAGUUUACAUAUAUGAUACACAUAUAAUAAACUGUCAUUUUUUAUUUCAGUGGAACAAUAUGUCUGGCAGUGGAAUUAGUUUACGUGCUUUCCGAGACCUUCCAUCGCUUUUGAGAUGUUUAUCAUGUCGACCUGUUUCACUUGGUGUAUUUCGUUUCGUUCGGGUCGUUUUUCAUACGAAACGUGUCGAUUUUGAAUUAAAUAUGGACACCAUGAAACCUUACUGUAUAGUAGUGAAUGAAUUGGCUGAGGUCAAUGAAUAUUUACGUCCAGCUCUCUUAGCAUUUAUCACAGAAUUACUGGCUUCUUCAGUUGAAGGAAUGGAAGACUUGAGUCAGUUAGAAUACAAACGAAUGUUGGUCGGAUUACUUGUUCAUUUACUAUCAUGUGGCCAUGUACUUCCUGUAAUAAACACAAUGCAUAGACUGUUUUUACGCAAUCGUGUUGAUGUUUCUAUUGUUCGCCAUUUUGUUACAGAAGUACGUGACAUGUUUUUUGAUUUUAUAUUAUGAAUAUUGAUAGAUUAUUACAGCGUUCACCAUAUACUUAUCCAUUUGAGAUGAACACUUAAAUUCAUGUUGGAUAACCAGGAAACAAACAGUUUGCAAAUCAAGAAAAUUUUUGUUAUCAGUAUAGGGUUGUGGAGAUCUCAAUCAAAGUUUUUGUUUUCAAUUUUCAUAAUCGUCUGUUAUUAGCCUUGGUAUUAAGCUUAAAAAGGUAGCCUCUAAGCUCGUAAUAUGUUAACCGAUUUUUAUCUUAGUGUUACCGCUGACAAUUUUCUUCAAUUGAGCUCGCUAACAAGUAGACCAAAAUCCUAUAAAACUAGGUGUUAACUUGAGUAAAACAUUAAUUCAACAGAUAGUAAUUAUGUACACCUAUCAAAAAUCGUGCCUGAUUUUUAUCACCAUAAUCAUUUAAUAAUUACCCUUUUAAACCCAUAUUGUGUGGUUUCGUAACUAAAGGAAUUACCAAAAUUAGAACUGGCGUAAAAUUGUGAAUUGUUAAGAAUAUUUCAGUUAAUAACGAUGAAUAUAGACGCUUGUGAGACUAUUAACAAUCGCUCAGCUGUUAAAUCUAUAAUGAUGUCGAAUGAAACAGCACAUGUUAGUGAAUGACAAUUUAUUGAGUUAGAACAUUUACUAGAAUAAAUAACUAGCAUUCAUAUACAUAUAAAAUGUUACCAUACACAUGAGUCAACCGUAAACCUUGCUGAUUAUCACUUAGGUGAUAUACCUCCUUGGCUUCCUUCUACGAAGUCUGUUUCGGGUUAUAUUAUUGACAAUGGGACUGUGACUUUGUAGUUGAAGCACAUGGUUUUCAAUGAUUAGACCUCAGGUUCAUGCCCCUCUCUGUUUAGCUCGCCAUUGGCGAAUUGAUAAUAUCACUACCUCUCACACAAAAAUAUGUCUGGAAGUCAACUGAGUAAACCUGAACUUGGUGAGUUUUCCAACUAAAUGGCAGACUUUCGCUGUUUCCUGUGCAUUUGAUUCCUAUGAAAUCGUGUCAGUUAGGUAAAACUAUUUAUAUAUCUGUUUAGACAGACCAACUAAGUCAUUCAAGAUAUCUUGCUGUCAGUUUAUUUGGUGAAUGAUAUGAAUACUUAUUCAUCUAUUGCAUGCCAUCACAUAGUGCUGUGGAAAUGGAUUUUAUACAUUAGAUUGAUAAAAACGUUUUAUGUCAAGAAUAAAUAAAUAUUUGUGUAUGAUUUCUGUUUUAAUUUCCCAAGGCCGUCAUAUUUUUAGCUAUAUCAAAGAAAAUAGGAGCCAACCGUAAACGCAAUCGGUUUAUAAACUAGUAACAACUAAAUUUCUUAGAGCGAUAUCAAAUUACUUACAUAAAUGUCGGCUAUAUUUACUAAAUAAUAAACAUAUGUGUAGCGGUAUACUACAUUACGUCUCAUACUAACCUCGGUUUCUAGAUAACUGCAAUGACAACGACUGUUUUCAUCACAUUGUUUAAAUAAGUUCAGACACCUUAUUAAGUCACCAUUAGUGGUGUAAGUCCUAUACUGUUGUUGCAAUUAAUAAUGACUCUUAUUAAAAACUAAUUACUAAAUCGUUAAAAUUAUGUCAAGGUUAACAGAUAGUGUGCCUGUUCUUAAUUAUAACAUUUUAUAAAUUGCAUUUAAUUACUUUUACAGACUGUUCUGUUUAAUUUUAUCCAAUGAAAUACUGUAAAUUUCGUAACGAUAUUUUAACUUGACAUACACUAAUACGGUCCUAUUUAUCCUGGGACGGCACAAAAAUCCAGCACAGUGAGCGAAAGUAUUAUUAAAUAAUCAAUGCAUUCCGCAACUAUAAAACUGUUGAUGAUUACAUGAAUUAUAUGGGAGUUUCAUAAUACUCCAAUUUAGUUGGUUCAAAUUUAUUGUAUAACAAUUCUAAAUCAUAUCAAUGUAAACAGAACGAUUUGAGGGGAGCAUUUAUUGUAAAUAAAUUCUUUAAUCAUAUUUCCGAAAACAAUCCGCAAUAUUUAACAUUACUAAAUAAACGACCUAUUGAAAUAAACUAUAAUUAGAAUACUAAAUCAUGUACUGGUCCUUCAGUUUUUGCUACAGAUUUGGAGCGUUAUAAAAUAAUUUACCAAUUUUCACUAACAAGCCAUUUCAUACUUUAUCAGAAACAAACCUAAAUUUUUGACCGAAUUUAGAUUGUUUACGUUUUAUAUCCUCUUAAAGUUGUCGAAAAUUAAUGUACCAUGUGAAUUUAUUUAUACAUAGUGUUUCAUAUAGACUUAUCCAUGUAAUUCAAAAAAUUUCUUUUUGUGAUUCGUUUCCAAAACCUACUAGUUGCAUUAAUAAGAACUUUCGUCUAAAUUUGAACGAAUAGUUUCACAAUAUUUGGGCGCCGAGUUAAUAUGAGACAUUAAAGAGGAAGAAUGUAUGUUUCAACAUCAAAUCCAUUCACACAUUUGUACGUACUAUAUUGUUAUUAUUAUUAGGUUCGCUAGUUCGAAUACGCAUAUUAACCUAAUCUUAGUUUCGGUUUUGCAACCCGAUCACUUCCUUUGAAGUGACGUUAGCAUAAAAGUUAAAACUAGGGGCUGUAGGAUAGUGUUCAGUUUCAUACUAUUUCAUUUAUCUGUUUACUAGACAAGAUCUAUAUAAUUCAUUAUCCUUAUUCAUAUCACAAUGAUCACCUAUUUUGUCUGAAGUGCAAAUAAUAAACUUGUCGAAAUACCAUCCAGUAGUUAUUAAUGUACUGUUGUGCAUUAUCCAUAUCCCUGGUUCAAUCAUAUUUUAAUGGACGGAUGGUUUAUUUGAUAUAAACUAUACUGGGAUAACUAAAUUUCUGUUGAUCGACUGGUUUUAUCAUAUACGCUACGUGUAAAAAUAAAAUACCUACUCACUGGAAAGUUUUGUUAUAAUACCUAGGUGAAUUCUAUUUAAAUAAGUCUUUUGCACGUCAAUCAUCUGGUAUCAUGCUUCUUAUAUCCAAAAGUUUGAAGAAGAGUUGUGUUUCAAUUUUUACUGAAACUGAUGUCUGAAAGUGUCUCCAGUCACUUAACUCGUUUCAAUGUUUAGGACCUGAUGAAAUCCUAAAUCAAACCGAAUCAGGUGGUUUACUUAGGGGGCCACACCCGCAGCCUUUAACCUGAAGGUCUGAUCCACAAGGCAGUGGAGCAUCGUAAGGAGAUGCAGUCCCAUGGUAGCCGGUGACCAAAAGUUGGUUCAUACGCCAUUUGUUCCUUCAGGAUCCUGGAGCUCAUGUGCACCAUUGGUUUGGAAUCAGGGUUUUCCAACCCCCCUAGGCGGAUCUUCUAUAUCCACCACCCGGUUAAAGCGCCGGACAUUCGCUUUUCGUCCUCUCAAUUUCGUAACCAACACCCCGCCACGAGAAGACAGUGAGUAGGACUUCCCUGGCAGAGGUUAUAUACGUGUGGCCAUGUGAGAGCAUUCGGAGAGGGAGAGUGGACUCUCCCCACUCUCGGCCUUACCAGGGCAUUGGUAAGAAAGAGCUUAAUGUCUCUGCCAACCCAAGGUGUGAUACACGGAGCUGUUUUUCUACCCUUUUGCAUGAUCUGCCGUCUUUUACAGAAAACACUUGUUAAGGAUGCGGAUGGUCUCACUGUCUGCGCAUUGAUUUCUGCCUCUACAUCCCUUUGAAAUGAAUGAGUCCUAGUCGCUCAUUGAAAGACUGUUUUUUUGUUAAUGUUUUGUAGUGUCGGUUACUGUGUCAAGCCCACACAACUUAUUCUAGAUUUUGGACAGGUCACUUUAUCCAUUAUUCUUGAGUCACGUUUUGACCUUGUUAAUUAUCAACCUUGACUAUUUUUGUAUGAGCGCAUGUGUGUACAUCUUAUCCUACUCGUCACAUAUCCGUAACUUAUUUUUGUGUGAUUGUAAAUAUUGAUUGACGCUUGGUUAAAUCGAGUUGGCUUAUCCGCCUUCUCCAUCGCUCGUCAUUUUGUUUUGCUUCGCUUUCCAAUAAACGAGUGUACAAAAUAUACGUAUUCGAAAUUCAUCCUCGUAUUUGACUUAUUUAAUUCCGUUAUUCACCAACGCAAGUUAAGUCGAUAAUUUUGCACGAGGAUUGAAGAGAUGUAUAUAUUUCAAUAGCAACCAAUCAUACGAUCUAAUUGGAGUCAGAUCUCGGGUCACAAAGGUCUCACACUUAGCCCUUCUAGAUGUCAAACUGUUUAUUUUGACCUGGGACAUGAGCAGUACUUAAACACUUUUUGGGAAUCAAAUUAAGUUUGUACUAUUGGAGAUUCUGUGAUAAAAAGAAUGUUAAAGGUUGCUUACCUUUGUAUAAGUUUUUCCUCUUACCUUUCUUGGUCUUAUCAUACCUUAUUGAUAUCGAAGCAAGUUAUGUCUGACUUAUUAUAUAAAGAGGCUACAUACUUUUGAGAUUAUUCGACAAAUACUUCUACUUUUUGUGAAUUUCUGUAUUAUUCUUUACUGUUCCUCAUUAUUCUUUCCCGGGCUUUUGAGAAAAGAUUUUGCUGUAUUGCGGAGAGUGCUGAGGACAGUUAGCAGGGUGUGUGGCGAAUCUUUCGAAGUCAUUAUUAAUGUGGUUGCAAACUUCUGGCAAGUGUUAUCUCGCCAGACACUGACCAUCCGCUCGACUCACAUCUUUCACCUUAUCUUCUGGUAGAACAAGACCGCAGUACAUUAGAAUCCAUUCAUGUAACCAAAUGUACAUUGUCCAGCAAAUAAACCAUGUGACGAGCAAGCUGUAAGAGCUGAAUUAGUCAAAGCUUAUAUUGUUGAACAUGUUACCAAAAGUUGUCUAGAUUCGUAUCUUCUUAAAAGCACUUCGUCUAAUUCCAGGUAGUUUAUUUAAUUAUUUCAUGUAUACAUAUAUGCAGUUAUCGAUUGUUUCAUGAGAGUAACUUAUGGAAAUAUUGUGUGUUGACAAUCCCAUAUUUUACUAAAUAUAUAAUACUGAGUAAAGCCAUUAAUAAUGAUAAAUAAUAAUAAAGUUUUCACGUAAAAUGUAGUAUUGACAUUGUCUUGAAAUAGGAGUUUAUCUGAGUUUAAGGAUUUUUGUUUACUGAGGAUCUUGACUAAAGGGAUAUCAGUCCUUUUAUACCAUCAACUUAAUUUCUAAGCUGAUCAGACUUUAAGCUACAUUAGUUUCAUAGGUUUGUUAUCUUUUACAUGCUGUUGAUAUGAUGAAUAUUCACCAAUUCUGCAUUUUCGAGUCCCAUUUUUCUUCAUUUCUGUCAUACCCCAGGUUCUAAAAGUGGCGGGACAACCUUAUGCAACGUUCUUCAUGAAUGCAUUACAUCCUCUGGUUGUCCAUCCAGAUAUCAGUGAUGGUUUGAAAGGGGGAAAAGACACAGAUUACGUGAAUGAAUUCCUCGAGUAUUAUGAAAAAGAAAACUCGCCAUCGCCAAGUUAUUAAUAUGUCAUCUUAUGACUUCUGUUGUACAUAAUAUGUUCUCUAUAAUUACAAUGUUUUUUUUAAGUUCUUCAUUUAUUGAAUUAUUACAUCCCUUGCAGUGGUACCGACGUAAGCUAUUUGAGCUCGGAAUAUUUUAUCCUAAAACCAGUGGUGUGGUUAGGUCGAUAUUUUGAGUCACGAUUUGGUUUAAACAGUCAUCUUUCAAUCAUUCAACGAAGUGCUCGAAUCAGUACUGUGACAUCGAAAUAUGACAUAACCUAGUUUGUAAGUGUUUUC
Schistosoma haematobium is the source of this 27832-nucleotide messenger RNA. Its product is annotated as cGMP-specific 3',5'-cyclic phosphodiesterase. Gene Ontology annotation, biological process: negative regulation of transcription elongation by RNA polymerase II. The record is from RefSeq and is a predicted model, not a curated record. The transcript has 6 exons. Gene Ontology annotation, molecular function: RNA binding. Lineage: Eukaryota; Metazoa; Platyhelminthes; Trematoda; Strigeidida; Schistosomatidae. Bases 5942 to 6253 code for a protein of 103 amino acids. Gene Ontology annotation, cellular component: nucleus; NELF complex.